ACGGCGGGACUUCCGGUCCCAGCAGCCGUCCCUCCUCUCUCCACUCCGGCGGCUCCAGUCGGACCUCCCCGGUACGGAGAGCCUCCUCCCCCGUCCCGAACAGCAGCAGACGCCGCUGAACACGAACGGAGCCAGUCUGCGCAGACUUUUCCCCAAAGUCUGUCGGAUUCAGUUUGAACUUUGAGCAUUUUUUUUGUCCAUAAAGAACGGUUCCGUUUGUUUCUUCUUGUUUGUUGUGAGGUGGAGCUCAUCUGCAGUCAGACUCCGGCGCGCGCGUCCACAUCGAACAGGGAGUCAUUGUUAAAUGGGAUUUUAUCUGAUGCUGAGGUUUAUCUGCACCGAGGAGGUUUAGAAGCUGACAUCCUCUGGACGGGUUAAAUCUCCUGAAGCCGAGACCGAUGGAAAAUGGAGAGAGGCGGACCGGGAUGUGACUCCAGGUGAGAAGAUAAAGCAAGUCUGCAACUGAACAGCACUCGAAUGCGGCUAGUGGGAGCAGACAGGAUCAGUACAGAACAAAAUCAUGCGCCUUUCAGCAGAAGACGACAGUAAUCAGACAUCUCUCUGACUGUGCAUCAUUGUGGCUGAUCAAACAUCACAGAGUUUCUGCCAUGCUACAUGGGAAGGCUUUGCACUCCUUCCAGGUCUUCCUCCUGACUCUCGCCGCCUCCUCUCUUAGUAACUGUCGUUCAUACCCCCGGUUUUCUCGCAAUGACACUGAAUUCCAGCACCUGGUGCUUCACCCGGAUCCCCUCGUGGAGCGGGUGUACAUUGGGGCGAAGGACCACCUUUUCCAGCUGGACGGAUCCAAUGGGCUUCAGCUGGAGCAAGAGGAGACCACGGGUCCGGUGAGCGACAGCAAAGACUGCCUUCCUCCGGUCACGCAGCUCAACUGUCCUCAGGCCAGAAGAACCAGCAACCACAACAAACUGCUGCUGGUGGAUCCAAAGGCGCAGGAGUUGAUCACCUGCGGCAGCGUCCAUCAGGGAACCUGCCAGAAACGAAGCUUGGCGUCUAUCAGGGAGGUUCUGUUCUCCACAGAGCGGCCUGUAGACACCCAGUACGUCGCUGCCAAUGAUCCUUCAGUGUCCACAGUGGGGCUGGUGGUGGCGCUCGAGGGCGGGGGGAGGACCGUGAUGUACGUGGGUCGGGGCUACACCGCCAGCCAUCCGCCCAUCUCCACCCGCCACCUUUCAUCGGAACCCGUCUUUUCCUACGAGGACACGGCUAAGCUGGCCGUCGCCGGGCGCCUGUCGGAAUAUGACCAUCACUUUGUGACGGCGUUCACUCGCCGCUCAUAUGUCUACUUCCUAUUUUACCGCCGCGACAUCAAGUCCGUCUCAAGGGAGUACCGUACCUACGCUGCCCGGGCGUGCCUGGAGGACUCCUCCUACUAUUCCUAUGUGGAAAUCCCUCUGGUGUGCAGAUCUUCCUCCUUCCCUUCCAGGAAUUACAAUCUGCUUCAGGCAGCCCAGGUGGGGCAAAGCAGAAGCCUGCAAGGAGAAGACCUCCUGGGAGUCUUCUCCACCCGCAGCAGCUCCACAAACGGUGGCUUGGAAUCCUCGGCUUUGUGUGUUUUCCCUCUGGAAGACCUCGACAGACACAUCGACUCCACCCGGGACCUCUGCUACACCCAAGACGGGCAGGUGGAGGGUCGAGGGGAGGUGGCCUACAUCGAGUAUGAGGUCAAGUCCAGCUGUGCCAAUCUGCCUCCGAACACCCUCAAGGCGUAUCCAUGUGGGUCUGACCACACCCCCAGCCCGAUGGCCAGCCGGGCGCCCCUGGAAGCCACGGCCUCAUGGCACACCUCAGCCGCCCGUCUGACUGCUGUGGCCGUCAGCGUGGCAGAGGGACACAGCAUCGCCUUCCUGGGAGACUCCAAAGGAAACCUUCAUAAGGUGUACCUGGGAGAAGACGGUGCGGUGGAGGUUUACGAACACACCACCGUGCAUCCCAACUCCCCCAUCAGCAGUGACCUUCUACUGGACCUGAAUGGAUCCCACAUCUACAUCAUGACCAAAACGGCAUUGGAGAGGCGUCCAGUUGCUGAAUGUGGUGAUCACCUGGACUGUCAGUCCUGUCUGUCUGCCAGAGACCCGUACUGUGGUUGGUGUGUUCUGGAGGGCCGGUGUGGCCAGCGAUGGGAGUGCCAGCGAGGAUCUGUGCACGGCCAGUGGUUGUGGAGUUUCAACCAGACACAGCAGUGCCUCAGCAUCCAGCACCUGAACCUGUACAACAUCAGCCUGGGGGAGAUAACUGGUGUGGCGGUCUCUGUAGACGGCCUCCCCAGCCUCAAACAAGGAGAAGCGUACUCCUGCUUCUUCCAGGACACAGAAACUCCGGCUCUGCCCAUAUCCUCUGGCGUGAUUUGUUCGACUCCAGAUGCAAGCAGUCUGCCCCCGAUUGCCCCAGGAGAUGACUUCGUCAUGGUGACCCUGUCGCUGCGAUUCAUCAACGUGACCGUGGCAGAAACAGAGUUCACCUUCUUCAACUGCAGCCUGGUCCAGGAGCUGUCAGGACGCAGGCCAUGCCAAGGAUGCAUCAGCAGCCGAUGGGGCUGCAACUGGUGCAUCCACGAGCACGUCUGCACACACGAACGCAGCUGCAGCCGCGGAGUCACCAUCUACAACAGACACUAUAAAACACAAACACCCACCAUCCCUCCACCCACCACUAAACCUCCUCCAUCACCUCUUUCUGUUCUCACGGCUCCAACAACACCACCACCAGGGGGCGCUAUAAUAACUAAACCCCCCCUCACCGAGACGCCUACCCUUAUUGCCACUACAAAUGCACCACCCCUCCCCUCGUCCCCUCCCCCCAGCUCCUCUAGUACCUCCCCUUUCGCCAGGACCUCCACCCAGUCCACCACCCUGCUCAGUGAUGUCAUCACCACCACCGCUGAGGUUUCUGAUGCUGAGGGAGCAACAGAAGGAGCUGGCGGCUCCUCAGAAAGAGACUCAAACAUCCCAACUGUGACAGAUGAGACUCCCCGCACUACAUUACCCAGCAGUACUAGCAGCCACAACGAGUCUCUCUUAAAAUUUCCAGAGCCCUCUUCUUCUGCCAUAAGCUCAACCACUGCCAGAGAAGCUGCUCCUUUGACCCUCCCAUCCAACUGUCAAGACGAGGAGAGCUCUCCUCUCUCCUCCCACCAGGAGGAUGUCUCACCGCCGCCGUCGAACGGAUGGCAGGAGACAGAAGGACCGGCCGCGGUGGAGAUGGCUGCAUCUGUUAAGCAUUCGUUGGUCUUCACGCCAUCACCUGAAACGGGGUCUCACCUUGACCCUGGACCUGCAGCGCCUGUGCAGUCGGAUUCUCCGUCUGCGCUCUUUGUUCCGGAAUGCCCGUGUGUGGAAAAGGUCCAGGAUUCCUCUCUCCUCCCCGUCAACGUGGAGAGGAAAAUCCGGCUGGUGGGCCAGCACCUCAACCUGUUCCAGGAUGACAGUAUGGACUACGAGUGUGUGUUGGACAUUGAGAAUCAGUCGGUGGUGGUGGAGGCCGCGGUGGAGCAGGAUGUCUCCCAGCCGUCCAUCUUCAUCAUCACCUGUCUUCCUCACCAGUACGAUUAUUUCCUCUCCGUUGAGGAAUACCUGGCCACCAUCAACGUGAGGAGGAAGAACAACUUCCUCAUCGACAGCGCGGAGGAUCUGUACGUUACUCUCUUCAACUGCUCGGUGGGACGGUCCGACUGCAGCCGAUGUCGCACCGCCGACUCCAAGUACGGCUGCGUUUGGUGCGGCGGCGCCGGAAGCUCUCGCUGCGUGUUUCAGGACUCCUGCACGGAUGAGAUCAAGCACAGCUGUCCCGCUCCGGUCAUUCACUUUCUGGACCCCGUUUCAGGCCCCGUGGAGGGGGGCACGGUGGUGACCAUCUCAGGAUCAAACCUCGGGCAGAGAGCCCAGGACGUCCAAAGCUCGGUCACCGUGGCCGGAGUGCCGUGCAGCGUCAUCCUCAGCAGAUAUGAAGUGUCUUCAAGGAUAGUGUGUGAAACGUCCAGCAGCGAGGAGGAGAGGAGGGGCCACGCCUCCGUGGAAGUGAGGGGAGGAGGAGGACUGGGUGUGUCGGCGCAGAUCUUCAGCUUCCAGGACCCCGUGCUCAGCAGUAUUUACCCCCAGAGGGGGCCAAAAGCGGGGGGGUCAUACCUCACUAUCAGAGGUCGCAGGUUGAGGACCGGACACCCGAGUGAAGUCAGCGUCCUCAUCGGGGGCGUGCCCUGCCUGGUGCUCGACAUCCAGGACGACCUCAUCAACUGCCUGAGCCGGGGCAGCAACAGGACCGGGAUGCACAACAUCACCGUGCGCUUCGGGGGAGCAGAGCGCCACCUUCAGGGGAUCAUGUACCGUUACACCCCCAACCCCAACAUCACCGACGCCAAACCGUCCAGAAGCUUCCUCAGAGGCGGCAGAAUCAUUCGAGUCUCUGGUCAGAACCUGGAUGUGGUCCAGGAGCCGAAAAUGAGGGUAACCCUCAGUCCCCCAGAUGCUCUUCCUCCCAGAAGGAGGAAGAGGAGCGACAGCAGGAGGAUCCUCGGAGGGCGGGAGGAGCGGAGUCCGCUGAAGAGAUGGAGGCGGAUCGUUCCGGAGGCGGGCUGCCCAGACGGGGCGCUCUGUCACGUCAAACAGUACGAAUCUCGCUGCACAGUGAACAGCUCCUCCCUCAUCCUGUGCCCGACCCCCGCCGUGGGGCCGGAGGCUCAGGGAGCCAGGGUGAAGGUUCACUUCCUGCUGGACAGCCUCCAUUUUGACUUCAGCACUGUAGGCAACGGAGCGUUCAGCUAUGAGCCCGACCCGAAGCUCCACCCGCUCAACCAGAACGACCAGAGCAAACCGUACCACCACAAACCGGGCAGCAUCAUCUCCGUGGAGGGAGAGUUCCUGGAUCUGGCCAUGUUCAAGCACGAGGUGGAGGCUCGGAUCGGCGACGGCCUGUGUGUGGUGAAAACCCUGACCCACAACCACUUGUACUGCGAACCUCCGGCCCAUCAGCCCAGCAGGAAGCAGGACGGCAUGGACAGCCUGCCGGAGUUCACCGUGAAGAUGGGAAACCUGAACUUCUCCCUGGGCAGAGUUCAGUACGACACCCAGCCUCAGUCCACGUUUCCUCUGGAGGCUCAGGUGGGAGUGGGGGUGGGAGCGUCCAUCGUGGCUCUGAUUGUCCUCAUCAUCGUCCUCAUCUACAGGAGGAAGAGCAAACAGGCCAUGAGAGACUACAAGAAGGUGCAGAUCCAGCUGGAGAACCUGGAGACCAGCGUUAGGGACCGCUGCAAGAAGGAGUUCACAGACCUGAUGACGGAGAUGAUGGACAUGUCCAGCGACUUGGUCGGUUCAGGGAUCCCCUUCCUGGACUACAGAGCGUACGCAGAGCGCAUCUUCUUCCCGGGCCACCAGGAGUCGCCCUUGAGACGAGAUCUAGACAUCCCAGAAAGCCGGCGGCAGACCGUGGAGCAGGGCCUGGUCCAGCUCUCCAACCUGCUCAACAGCAAACUCUUCCUCAUCAAGUUCAUUCACACUCUGGAGGCCCAGCGCACCUUUUCCCCCCGAGACCGGGCCUACGUGGCAUCGCUGCUCACUGUGGCCCUGCACGGCAAGCUGGAGUACUUCACAGACAUCCUGAAGACGCUGCUGAACGAUCUGGUGGAACAAUACGUGGCCAAGAACCCCAAGCUGAUGCUGAGAAGAACUGAGUCUGUGGUUGAGAAGCUUUUGACCAACUGGAUGUCCAUCUGUCUCUACACGUUUCUGAGGGAAUCUGCAGGAGAGUCCUUCUACAUGCUGUUCAGGGCCAUAAAGCACCAGGUGGACAAGGGACCCGUCGACGCGGUGACGGGAAAAGCCAAGUACACGCUCAACGACAACCGGCUGCUGCGAGAGGACGUGGAGUACCGCACGCUGACGUUAAAUGUUGUGAUGCCGGCGGCAGAUGCCAGCGGAGGCUCCACAGUGCAGACGGUUCCAGCUAAAGUCCUGGACUGUGACACCAUCACCCAAGUGAAGGAGAAGGUCCUGGAACAGACCUGGAAGGGGACUUCAUACUCUCAGCGCCCGCACAUCGACUCGCUGAACCUCGAGUGGCGGGCAGGGGUCGCAGGCCACCUGAUCCUGUCAGAUGAAGACCUGACAUCCGUACUGCAAGGUUCUUGGAAGCGCCUCAACACGCUGCAGCACUACAAGGUCCCCGAUGGAGCCACGGUGGCCCUGGUCUCCAGGAACAACAAGCACCUCCUCCAUGACAGCCACGAUUACAUGCCUGGAGAAAAGACCCCCAUGCUGGACGACGGGGAUGAAGGAGGCGUGCGACUGUGGCAUCUUGUGAAAGCCGGCGAGGAGCCUGAGAUGCAGAAACACAGGAGAGGCAGCAUGAGGGAGCGCGGCGGGGAGAGAGCCAAGGCCAUCCCGGAGAUCUACCUGACCCGUCUGCUCUCCAUGAAGGGAACGCUGCAGAAGUUCGUGGACGACCUGUUCACCGCCAUCCUCAGCACCAGCCGCCCCGUGCCGCUGGCCGUCAAAUACUUUUUUGACCUGUUGGACGAGCAGGCUCAGCAGCACGGCAUCACGGACGCGGAGACCAUCCACAUCUGGAAGACCAACAGUUUACCCCUGCGGUUCUGGAUCAACAUCCUGAAGAACCCUCAGUUCAUCUUUGACGUGCAGACGUCGGACCACGUGGACGCCGUCCUGUCCGUCAUCGCGCAGACGUUUAUGGACUCCUGCACCAUCGCCGACCACAAGCUGGGCCGGGAUUCUCCCAUCAACAAGUUGCUGUACGCCAGAGACAUCCCACGCUACAAACAGAUGGUGGAGAGGUACUACACCGACAUCCGUCAGACCAUCUCUGCCAGCGAUCAGGAGAUGAACUCGGCUCUGGCGGAGCUCUCUCGUAAUUACGCACCGGAGGUCAACUGCCUUGUGGCGCUAAACGAACUCUACAAGUACAUCAACAAAUACUACGAUCAGAUCAUCACGGCUCUGGAGGAGGACUGCACGGCUCAGAAGAUGCAGCUGGGUUACCGGCUCCAGCAGAUCGCUGCCGCUGUGGAAAACAAGACUGAGGGAAGACCCGAGGAGAUGGUUGGAUCCCUCAUGUUCCGUUCUUCAGCGUGAAGAAAGUUGGCUUUUCCUGUUGAGAUGGAUUUCCAGACUAAAACCGGAGCAGAGCAUUCCUGCCGUGAUUCCAAACGUCCAUCCUCAGUGUUUGGGCUUUAGCGUGGACAGUCAUGGACUUUGAAGUCUUACAGACUCGCACAAACCUGCUUCUGUCUUACUUGCAUUCUUGUUUACGUUGAUCUAAAAGUCUCCUUUCCUCUGAUGGUGACUACAGCUGACGUGAAUCGUCUUUGCUUAUCUUUGAAUAAACUUCCUGUUUUUCCCCCACAUAUUUACCCAAAACAAUAAUCAGAACCUCUUUGAGAUCAGAUUCAUUAAUAUCCGUCCCAGUUUUUAUCAGGUGUGGGUGGACGGAAACACCUGAUUACAAAGGAAAAGAUGUGACACAUUUCUUAUAUUUGUGCUUUUUUACAAAUGUUUUUGUCGACUUUUACCGUUUUUUUAUUUUUCAUAUUCGCUCUGAAGCACAAAAAAACCUCCUCACCGUUAACUGAAAUGUAGCUGCUGCUCUAAAACGCCACACUGGAGCUUCUUUUGAUUGUUUUGCAAUUUUAAUUUAUUGUUUAUUUAUUUGAUCAGAGACUAUUGGUUGUUUUGUUCCAGCGCCCCCUGUUGGUCAGAGUUACAUUUUCUUUCUAUUUCCACUUCAACAUUUUUUUAAUCACAGUUUUUUUGACUUUUCAUGUUUGACAUUUUAAAUAUUGUUGGAAGAUUCGCAGAUGUCUUGCGUAACUUGUACAUUAAUGACUUUCUAUUUUUUGCCGUCGCACAUAGGAUGCUUGCACGUCUGUUUGCUCUGUAGAUAAACGCUGUUCCUGGUAAACUGUAGCGUCGUCUAACGGAUAGGAUGAGCCUAACAGCAGCUUACUGUGAUGCAAUAAAGCGCUCCAUGAACUGUGGUGACCUUA
Messenger RNA from Oryzias latipes (Japanese medaka), 8011 nucleotides. RefSeq names its product plexin-B1. Gene Ontology annotation, cellular component: plasma membrane; semaphorin receptor complex. Gene Ontology annotation, molecular function: semaphorin receptor activity; protein binding. The record is from RefSeq and is a predicted model, not a curated record. Lineage: Eukaryota; Metazoa; Chordata; Actinopteri; Beloniformes; Adrianichthyidae. Gene Ontology annotation, biological process: regulation of cell migration; semaphorin-plexin signaling pathway; positive regulation of axonogenesis.